Molecule: messenger RNA, 1068 nt
Organism: Orbilia oligospora ATCC 24927
Lineage: Eukaryota; Fungi; Ascomycota; Orbiliomycetes; Orbiliales; Orbiliaceae
Exons: 2
Coding region: 1-1068 (355 amino acids)
Source: RefSeq, a predicted model, not a curated record
AUGGCUUCGAAUACCCCAGACGAUGCUUCCUCCCAGCAUCACUCAAUUUUAUAUUGCCCUUCAUGCGGGGCCUCUGCUUCCUUAUCCAUAGUGCCCUCCCGAAACGCGGGUCUCUUCUGUGAUAUCUGCACAUCUACAAAUCUUCUGGUAUCCACAAACGACGGUGCAGACUGGAACCCGCUGUCCGACGCAUUCAAUGCAUUAACUCUUUCCCCAUCCAACCAAUUACAACAUCAUCAACAUCAUGACCCCUCUGAGCUUCCUCAGGUAAUCCAACAUCCAGUCGAACAUUUACAAAUCCAAUCACCAACCCCUACAAUCCAAGAUGAAAUGAAACGUCGUUCGUUGAUAUUAUCCGAACUCAUCAAUUUCCGUGAAGCUCUCUACCAACACCACAAUGGCCCCCCCGAAGAUGGUGGUUGCGCUCACGCCGAUGGAGAACAAAUGCAAGAGGCAGGAGAAGGAUCUGGUCCAAACACUAAUAUCGUGAUGGAAGAUAAUAUGGAAUUACACCAACAAGCCGACCACAUCUCAAAUAUUGCAAGAACAUAUAACGAUCUCCUCCAUCUACGCCACCAGAGCGGGAUGUUCUUGAUGGAUGAGGUGGAUACUAUGGACCUCGCCGGUGCAGGUGGUGAUGGUGAUGGUAUGUAUAUGCAUCAUAACAACAUCUAUCAAAACGGGAUAUACCCCCACCAACCUGAAGAAGAAGGAAUAUACGACGACCCACCUCAGGAAUAUGUGAAUGCCCACCCGCCGGUUCAAGAAACCGAUCAAAUGUGGUAUGGCAGUCACCCUACUGUACCGCAAGCACAAGUAAAAAAUGAUAAUAAUAAGGAGGAGGAGCUCUUGCCACACCCGCAACCCCUAGAAAACACAAAUAAUUCGGUUCUGAAAGAAGGAGACGACGAUGAUGAGGAUGACGAAGAAGGGCAGGUCUACGCCACCCCGGAGCAGAGGGAGGAAAUGAAAAGAAGGAGGUCGGAGUUACACCAAGAUAAAGAAUUAAAAGCCCGGGAGAUGUUUUGGCGCAAGUAUGGAAUCGGAAGUCUAGGCGCGGGGAAUUGA